AUGAGGAAAGCUGAUGGUACUGCUGUAAGUGCUACUACGAAGAUGGUCAACAUGGCUGUUUGUCAUAUGUUUGAAGAGAUACGUUAUGAGCUCAAUGGUGUAGAAAUCGACAGAUGUAAGAAUGUGGGUAUCACCAGUGUUAUGAAAGGAUACGCUUCUCUGAGUCCGGGACAACAAAAUAUUCUGGAAAAUGCUGGUUGGAUUGUUAAUGAAGAUGACAACAAGCUGACUGAUAAUAGCGGUUACUUUGAUGUCUCAGUACCGCUGAGUUUCAUUCUUGGAUUUGCUGAAGAUUAUCAACGAAUUAUCGUGAAUGCCAAGCAUGAAUUGAUACUGAUCAGAUCAAACACUGAUCAAAAUGCUUACGUUGUUACCGCUGCAGCACCUGACAAUGUUACAAUUACAAUCCAAAAAAUUGAGUGGAUUGUACCGUAUAUAACAAUGUCUGACAAGCAAAAAAUCGAGGUGUUGAAUUACAUAACCUCUGAUCCAGCUAUCCCAAUCAGUUUCCGGACUUGGGAAUUAUAUGAGUAUCCACUGCUACCAGCUACCAACAAGCAUAUUUGGGUAAUCAAAACAACCAACCAGCUUGAGAAAGCUCGUUUUGUCAUCCUUGGAUUCCAAACAGCAAGAAAGAAUCAAUCGAAUCAAAACGCAAGCGAGUUUGAUCACUGCAGUAUAAGAGAUAUUAAGCUGUUCUUGAACUCUCAGAGUUAUCCAUAUGGAAAUUUGAACCUCAACAUUGUGCAUAAUCAGUAUGCCUUGAUGUAUGAUAUGUACACAAAUUUUUAUAGUGCUUACUAUGGGAAAGAAGCUGAACCGCUAUUGGCUAAGAAGAAUUUUCUGAAUACAGCACCUCUAUAUAUAAUUGACUGUUCCAAGCAGAACGAGUCAAUCAAGUCUGGACCUGUGGAUAUACGCCUGGAGUUUGAAUCGUCAGCACAGUUUCCAAAUCAAACUGCUGCUUACUGUUUAAUAAUACAUGAUCGCAUCAUUGAAUACAAUCCAAUCAGCAGCACUGUAAGAAAACUUACGUAG
Molecule: messenger RNA, 1038 nt
Organism: Cotesia glomerata
Lineage: Eukaryota; Metazoa; Arthropoda; Insecta; Hymenoptera; Braconidae
Exons: 1
Coding region: 1-1038 (345 amino acids)
Source: RefSeq, a predicted model, not a curated record